Molecule: messenger RNA, 1599 nt
Organism: Meyerozyma guilliermondii ATCC 6260
Lineage: Eukaryota; Fungi; Ascomycota; Pichiomycetes; Serinales; Debaryomycetaceae
Gene: TRM2
Product: Trm2p
Exons: 1
Coding region: 1-1599 (532 amino acids)
Biological process (GO): tRNA processing
Molecular function (GO): tRNA (uracil(54)-C5)-methyltransferase activity, S-adenosyl methionine-dependent
Source: RefSeq, a predicted model, not a curated record
AUGACUCCAGCUGUUACGAACGAUCGCAAACGUGCGGGAAAUGACCCGGGAACGGGCCACAAGAAGCAGAAGAAGGUUGUUCGACGUAAAUAUAAGGCAAAAGCUGUAGAAGAAACCUCGCCAUUGGGUGUAUUAAAGCAUGAGAUUGAUUUAUUGAUGAAGUCUGUUUCUCUCCACGAAUCUGAUAUUGCUAAUGACAUGCCUGGGAUCCUCAACGAGCCUGAAAUUGCAUCCAAAUAUCACCGAGAAGUACAAAAUGUCAAGAUACGACAAUUGAGUUCGAAUGGAGACGGGUUGUCUGUGAUUCAACAUCCUACUAAUGAAGCUGGAAAACAGAUUAUAUUGGUACCUUUUGGACUUCCAGGAGACAUCGUUACGGUGAGGGUAUUCAAGACACAUCCCUUGUACGCUGAGGCUGAUCUUUUGUCUAUCGAGGAGCCAUCCGCCUUGAGAGAUGAUCUGCUCAUCAAUUGUCGUUAUUUCGGUAAAUGCUCUGGAUGUCAAUUUCAGAAUGUAGCCUACGACCAGCAACUUGUGUUCAAAAAACAGACAAUAGAGAACGCAUACACCCAUUUUGCACCAAAACUCAUGGCAGCUAACUUGUUACCGAAAGUGGACUCCACUGAACCAUCACCUUUACAAUAUAAUUACAGGACCAAAUUAACCCCACAUUUCAACCUUCCCUACAAGAAGCCGGAGAACAUGCCGCUUCCACCGCUAGGAUUCGGAUCCAAAGGAAGACCUGAAUGGAGAAAUACAGAUGGAGGUUCGGGUUCAAUAUUGGACAUUGAAGAAUGUAGCAUUGGAACUCCAAUUGUGAAUGUUGGAAUGAAAAAUGAGCGUUUGCGAUUCAAAAAAGAGUUUGAAAAGUACAAGAAAGGUGCUACUAUUCUUCUCCGUGAAAACACUAGCAUUAACGACACCGAUCUUGUAGGGUCUACAAAUGAGAGUGGUGAAGUUUCCACAAUCAAGGACAAUGAUAGUAUCAAGACUUGUGUGACCAACAGCCGACAGAUCGUGCGAGAAGUUGUUGAUGGGCGUGAGUUUGAGUUUUCCGCUGGUGAGUUCUUUCAAAAUAACAAUUCUAUUCUUCCAGCGGUAUUACAAUACGUUCGCUCCAAUCUUGCAAUUUCAGACAAACAAGAUAAUUACUUGGUAGAUGCGUAUUGUGGAUCUGGACUAUUUUCCAUCUCGUGCUCCGAUAAUGUCAAAAAGGUGAUAGGUGUCGAAGUAAGUGCAGAUUCCGUCAAGUUUGCCGAGAGGAAUGCCGCCAAUAAUAAUAUUGCCAAUGUCAAAUUCAUUGUUGGUAAAGCUGAGGAAAUAUUCAAGGACAUAGAUACGCCUGCUCUGCAAACAUCUGUGAUCCUUGACCCUCCUCGUAAAGGAUGUGAUGAUGUCUUUUUGAAUCAGUUAUCAGAAUACAAUCCAGUCAAAAUUGUCUACAUUAGUUGCAAUGUUCAUUCACAAGCAAGAGAUGUGGAAUGGUUCCUCAACAACACCGUGAACGGUGCAAAUUACAAGGUUGAAAGUAUAAAGGGUUUCGAUUUUUUUCCACAAACCCAUCAUGUGGAAUCGGUAGCGGUCUUGAUUCGGGUAUAA